AUGCAUGGAAAGUGGACAGCUGAAGAAGACAUCUUCGUCACAACCCUGCGGCUAGGCACGGAUUUCAAUUGGCGGGAAAUCGAAACUGAAUUCAACAAAAGGUUUCCCUCAGCCACGCCCAAAGACCUGGAGUCGAGAUACAACAAAGGCUUGAAGCCAGGCAGACACGUUCCAGUGGAUCAAAGGCGAGUAUCGGACAUCAUCGACGACUACCGACACUACGGGCCGCUGGAGGGAGAAACCUCUACUGCAAGGGAAAUUUUGCAACAGGCACUGUACAUCCUGGACUGGUAUCCUCUGCGUCGUUUAUGGCAUUAG
Messenger RNA from Blastomyces dermatitidis ER-3, 318 nucleotides. RefSeq lists its product as uncharacterized. The transcript has a single exon. The coding region runs from base 1 to 318 and encodes 105 amino acids. Lineage: Eukaryota; Fungi; Ascomycota; Eurotiomycetes; Onygenales; Ajellomycetaceae. The record is from RefSeq and is a predicted model, not a curated record.